Molecule: messenger RNA, 2592 nt
Organism: Exophiala dermatitidis NIH/UT8656
Lineage: Eukaryota; Fungi; Ascomycota; Eurotiomycetes; Chaetothyriales; Herpotrichiellaceae
Exons: 2
Coding region: 90-2321 (743 amino acids)
Biological process (GO): maturation of SSU-rRNA from tricistronic rRNA transcript (SSU-rRNA, 5.8S rRNA, LSU-rRNA)
Cellular component (GO): nucleolus; small-subunit processome
Molecular function (GO): rRNA binding; U3 snoRNA binding
Source: RefSeq, a predicted model, not a curated record
GAGACCAUCAGGAUAAUUAUUUCUCCGCAUUUCAAUAUAAUUUUCUGUAAGUGAUUCAACUUCCUAAUCUAUACCAAUCACUCGCCAGAAUGCCGGCUCAUCGUCCACGCAGAGGUGCGAAAUCCUCUGGACCGAAGCGCGGGGGUGGGAAGCGUGGCCCUGCGCCUCAGGGUCGCAAUGCGUUCCGGACAUCACGACUGAACGAGGAGGAAGUUGAGCCUGUCCCAGAUGGCGCAGACGGUGCGGAUGAACCCAUGCACAGUGAAGAGGAGGAAGUAGUUGAAGCAGAAGAGGAUGCUCAGUCCGCGAGUGAAGACGAAACUCCUGCGAAUUUCUACGCAACCCUCCUACAAUCACUAAAUCCGGGCAAAGAAGAAAGCGAGCCUUCGAGGAAGAGGCGCAAGAUCGAUGCCCGCGGUAACCGACGCGAUGAGGAGCACACUCAACGGCGGUCAAGCGUCGAAGAGGUUCCCGACAACGCCUCCGAUGAUGGGGCGGAAGACCCGCAGCCGGAGCUGAACGAGGACGUUGAAGCUGAUGAAGAGUUGCGUGAUGGUGUUGCUGGCGAAGCUGAUUCGGAAGAUGAGGAUGCUCUACUACAAGAUCCCUUCGAGAAGCACUAUACGGCAGUGACGGAGCAGCAGCUGAAAGUUGCUGCCAGACAAAUCGAUGCCAAAGAAUGGCAGACGCAGUCUUCCGCCUUGGGAGGCGAUGUACGCCGCACAAUCCUCUCCAGAAAUGGCACACCUGCGGCGGUCCCUGGCAUGAAGUCUCCCGCGGACCUCUUUCUCAAGCGUCGGCUACUUGAGGCAGGCGCACAGCUUGUUUCGUGUCUUUCUUCUGAAGAAAAGAGCGUGGCUGGCGCUUUGUUCAAUUAUGUCGACGUCCUAAGUGGUUGCAGAACACUUAAGAAUGCGGGAAAGUUGCGCGAUUUAUCCUGCUUGCACGCCUUGAAUCAUGUCUUCAAGACCAGAGACCGGGUGCUCAAGAACAACGCCCGACUCAGCGCUCAAACGGACGGAGAGACUCCAGACCUGCGCGACCAAGGGUUCACGAGACCCAAGGUGCUUAUUGUGGUGCCCACCAAGCAAGCAUGUGUUCGGUUCGUAGACAGCAUCGUCAAACUCACCGAACCGGAGCAACAGGAGAACAAGUCGCGGUUUCUCGAGACAUUUUCACAUGAAGAUCCGGAUGAGUGGCUGGACAAGCCGGAAGAUUUCCGGGAGCUGUUCGGGGGCAAUCACGAAGAAGACUUCCGCAUCGGCCUGAAAUUCACCAGGAAGACGAUCAAAUACUUCUCUGGCUUCUACAACUCGGACAUCAUCUUCGGAUCGCCGCUCGGGUUGAUGCGGACGAUCACCACCGGUGGCGGUGGGAAAAAAGACAAGAAGAAGGCUCAUGACGCCGACUUUCUGUCGUCGAUCGAGGUGGUGAUUGUCGACCAUGCCAACGCUCUACAGAUGCAGAAUUGGCAGCACGUCGAAUACGUCUUUUCGCAACUCAACCUGCUCCCUAAGGAUUCGCACGGCUGCGACUUCUCGCGCGUGCGGCAUUGGUAUCUGGACGGCCAGGCCAAGUAUCUGCGCCAGACGGUGAUUUUCUCGGAUUACCUGACGCCCGAAAUCAACGCUUUGGCGUCGACACAUCUGCACAAUGUUGCCGGCCGCGUCAAAUUCGUCCCGACCUACCCCGGCGCCAUACUCUCCAUAUCCUCCCUGCUGCCUUUCACCAUCCACCAGACUUUCUUACGGAUUCCCUCGCCGAAUCCGUUACAAGACUCGGACGUGCGGUUUCAGUUCUUCACCACGACCAUCUUGCCUCCUCUGGUGCGCGACUCGAGGCACCAGAAAGGCGUCUUGCUCUUCGUGCCCACCUACGCCGACUUUGUUCGCCUGCGCAAUUACCUGUCUACGUCGUCGGACGCCACGAGCCUGUCCUUCGGCUCGCUUUCAGAGUACACGCCUGUGCGGGACGUGAUGCGUGCGCGCUCGCAUUUCCUGUCUGGCCGCCACGCGCUGCUGCUGUAUUCUGAGCGCGCCCACCACCACUUCCGCUACCGCAUCAAGGGCGUCAGAAAGAUCAUCUUCUACGGUGUCCCUGAGAACCCGCUGUUCUGGCCAGAGAUCAUUUCCCUGCUAGGGCUGGCCAGUGGCAAUGCUGCUGCCGCCCAGGGCGCCAAAGCCACGGAAAUCAACCCCAAAGGCGCCGUCAGAGCCUUGUUCUCUAAAUGGGAUGCACUGAAGCUCGAGCGCAUCGUCGGCACGGAGAGGGUUGGGCGCUUGCUCCAUGACCGAGCUGGCGACACUUUCGACUUUGUGUGAGACCAAAAUCCGUUUAGACCCCUCUGGACUUGUGUCAUGUACGCAGUCCAUGACGACUAAAACCAGACGUUGUUUGCCCUUGUGUAGUCUUUGUGCGGGAGGAUGGCCGAACUGAGGCAAGUCGGUUCGACUACUGUAGUCCGGAGCACCCGGAUAUAUCAUGGAUUAUAUAUAUUCUAUAUUGCUUGCCGUAUGAUCUUUCUCUCUCUGCACUUUCUAUCACUUUUCUCUAUACCAAUGGGUUUGGCCAAUUACUAUCUUUCAAGGCAUA